This is a messenger RNA of Stegastes partitus (bicolor damselfish), 6129 nucleotides long. Its product is annotated as GRAM domain-containing protein 4-like. The transcript has 19 exons. Lineage: Eukaryota; Metazoa; Chordata; Actinopteri; Pomacentridae. The record is from RefSeq and is a predicted model, not a curated record. Bases 318 to 2081 code for a protein of 587 amino acids. Gene Ontology annotation, biological process: negative regulation of toll-like receptor 9 signaling pathway; apoptotic process.
CUUCCUGGUCAGGCUGCCGCUGGUCCUCCGCCCACAGCACUGAUUACUGUGUUGGGUGGAGAAACACGGUCAGUUUGUCCCCUAAAACCCCCACAUUUGGAUUAACUGUCGGGACAGAGGACAGAGACAGACCCAGGGAGUGUCGCAGAGGAGUCUGGUCCGGUCUGGAGCGGCUCAGGAGCGGAUUUCAUCCGGUUUCCAACGGGCUCGGACCGCUCAGAAAGAGAGAAGGAGGGGAAAGUUUGCUUCUUCGUCUUUGGUUUCACGCUCAGGCGUCGGCCAUGUUCAGGUAGAGACACGACUCAGUGGCACCCACCAUGCUGAAGCGUCUGGACAGGAUCCGAUUCCGGGGCCAGAGACGGGAUGAGUUCCUGGAUUUGGCCGAGUCGCCCAACACGUCCGACACUGAGUGCAGCGAGGAGGUGUUGAUGAAACCUCGCUUGUCCAUGAGAGAGUCGGAGGAGCUGAGGGAGGUUGAGGAAGAGCAGCAGGGUGACGCUCAGGCUGGGCCAGGAUCCUUUUCUGCAGCUCUCCAAGAUGACUCAAGGACAGAUUUAAAUGAGGUCAAAGGUCACUUAGAAAUCGCCUUGUUAGAGAAACACUUCUUACAGGAGGAGCUGAGGAAACUUAAAGAGGAGUCCAAUGUGGAUUCAUUGAGACAGGAGCUGGAGAAGGAGCGCUGCAGACGCACCGAGUUGGAGCAGAAGAUGAAUGAUGCACUGAGAUCCAGACUUGAAGACUCACCUUCUCAGACACCUAAAGUGCAGCCCCCUCCUCCACCUGCAGGCGGCAGCACUGACAAACAGAAGGACACUCUGUCCAACAGCUUCCUGAAAUGGCUUUACGAUCGAUUUGGUGUUUAUAUCGAAGAUUUCCGCUUUCAACCGGAGGAGACGACGGUGGAGACGGAGGAGCCGCUAAGUGCCAAGAGACUGACUGAAAACAUGAGACGACUCAAACGAGGGUUCAGACCUGUGACCAACUUCAUGAGGAACCUCUCUGCCUUAUCCAGCUGGUACUCCGUCUACACGUCGGCCAUCGCCUUCAUUGUGUACAUGUAUGCCGCGUGGCACGGCUGGGCCAUACCCAUGUUCCUGUUCCUCGCCAUCCUCCGGCUCUCCUUGAAUUACCUCAUUGCCAGGGGCUGGAGGAUCCAGUGGAGCAUCGUGCCCGAAGUCUCGGAGCCAGUGGAGCCUCCGAAAGAAGACCUGACGGUGUCUGAGAAGUUCCAGCUGGUUCUGGAUGUCGCUCAGAAAGCUCAGAAUCUGUUUGGGAGGAUGGCCAACAUUCUGGAGAAAAUAAAGAAUCUGUUCAUGUGGGUUCAGCCAGAGUUGACACAGAAGCUGUACGUUGGUCUGUGGGUGGCCUUCAUCUCCUCGUGCCUGCUGCCGUUCAAACUGCUGGGAUUCAUCAUAGGUGUGUAUGCAGGUAUCAAAUUUUUCAUCAUCGACUUCAUCUUUAAGAGUUGUCCCAAGCUGAGGCAGCGCUAUGACACCCCCUACAUCAUCUGGACCAACUUACCCACCGACCUGCAGCUGAAGGAGCGCAGUAGCACCAUGCUGAGCAGACGGGUUCCCACAGCAGGGGGUCGAGGCAGCGUUACUGCAGCAGCUCCUCUGGGCGUCAGCCGGGACGAGGAUGGAGGACGAUAUUACAGCACCAAGAGAGGAGCUUUUCAUGAGGUGUUCAACCUGCCGGAGAGUGAGCGUCCUCUGACAGUGUGUGAGAACGGCUGGCGCUGCUGCCUCAUCAACAGAGACAGGAGGACACCGACAGACUACAUCCGCAACGGAGUCCUCUACGUCACCGAGAAUUACCUGUGUUUUGAGAGCUCCAGCUCCAGGUCAGGAUCCUCAAAGAGGAACAAAGUCAUCAAACUGCUCGACAUCACCGACAUCCAGAAGUACAAAGUUUUGUCAGUGCUGCCAGGAUCUGGGAUGGGUAUCUCCAUAGCAACACCGUCAACCCAAAAGCCGAUGGUAUUUGGUGCGAUGAUGCACAGAGACGAGGCCUUUGACGCCAUCUUCACUCAGUACAUGAAGAUUGUUACCAUGGCUACAGCCACCAACCCAGAGACAUAGUAACAGCUUCAGCAGGCGGCAGCCUUAACACAAACACCAGAACUGCUACACUUCAUUCACCGAUGACAUCUUCAAAAGGCGACUGACUUCAGUAUGAGCUGCUGGUAUCCUGAUAGUAAAUCAGCUGAUUCCGUCCAAUCACUGAUGUCAUGUCAGAGUCAGCCAAUCCAAAACCGAUCACUGUUCCUGAACUUUUUUACAGAAAACUGGACAUUAUGCCCGAGUAUUAGUUCACAUCAGUUCACAAAUAUAAGCUGGUGGACAAACAACGGCCUGAACAAGCAAAAUAAGUAGUUUACUAUCCAGUCACAUGCUGUUCGUUUGAUGUUAAUAUAACGUUGCAUUUUCUGUGCAAAUAUUGUCUGAAAUUAAAAGCCUGUCAGCAGCUCAUGUUGGCUUUGAAUCUGAAAAAUCUGCAAAAACAUAAAAUAAAUACAGUUGUUUUUUUGGGUUUUUUUCCCCCCUUUUGUCAAGCAGAAAACAAAUUCCCACUGAGGUAUUUUACACCAGAAAGUUUACUGCAUAGUGUGUUUACUGAAAUGCUUACCUGGCUAGUCAGAAAUUUGAUAAUAGAUCAGUUUAAUUUAGGUCACUUAUCAAACAAAAACUGAAAUCAUUAUCUGCCUGCAGCUUUACCAAUAUGAGGAUUUGUUACUUUUCUCUGUUUUGUAUAUCACUGUAAACUGAAUAUCUUUAGGGUUUGGAACUAUUAAUCGCACAAAAAUGACACUUGAAGAUGUGAUCUUGCACAGUGAGAAACUGGAAUGGACAUUUUUCACUAUUCUCUGAUGCUUUAUAGAUGAAAUAAUUGAACAAUUCAUUGCAUUUGAACUGUUUACUCUGCAUGCACACUUCAGAGGUGCAAACAGAAGCCCAGUACUUUGCACAAUAAACUAUGAUGCAUGUCUGCAUUGUUCGAGGCAGCCACAGGUAUUACUUCAUAGCCCUCAUGCAGACAGUCAGCCUAAAAGCUGAGCCUAAAAUAAUCAUAAUUUAGGGACAUUUUACAUGUUUUUUUGUUAUUAUUUACAACAACAUAAGAGACCAGAUGAAAGACCACACAACGCUUAAAUAGAGAUUUGUCUUGCUGUCAAAUGUGUAAAAGGAAUGACCACAUGAGAGUAUCAAAAAGAGUUUACAAUACAUUGUAAAGUAAGGGUGAAACCAUAAUUUUAUUAUUGAUCUAACAUUUCUGUUUUGCCAAUAUUUUCUCUUUUAGCUGUGUAGUAUAAAACAAAAGUAUAUAUAAAAAAAAGAAGUGAGAAAUGUCCAUCAGAUGUCUUGUUUAUAGUUUAAAACACCAAAUUAUUCAAACCAGAACGGCAGAAAAGCAACAUUUUCUCAUUAUGAAGAAUCUGGAAGUUUUUGAACUGUUCCUUUUUGAUACCAGGAAAUCCAAAUAACAUGGCAAUCCAGGCAGAUCUUUGAUUAAAUAUUACACUACUAGUAGAUGAACAUAUUUAAACCUCAUUAAUGUACGUUAGUGUCUUCAGGGAAUUGUAAAUCUUCAUUAUAUGACUCUGUAUUGUAUUACUGCAGGUACGCCUUACAACCAGUUCAUGUUACAGUGUAUUUUGUAUGUGAUGGUCUCAAGUGUUUGUAUUCUAUAUGAAUGUUUAACAACUAUUGUCUGUGAGACAUUUAAUUCAGUGGAAACCACAUAUUUCAGCUCAUCUUUUAUCUUUUUUUUUUUUCUCAGCUGAAAACUAAGCAUUGUAGUUAAUGACAGAUAUGAACUGUAAAUCUUUUUUGACUUUUUGUCUUAUCUGUUUAUGCUUUCUCGUUAGUGUUCUACUACAAUCAAUAACCCACGAAACUAAAACUAAAAGUCAAUAACAAGCUACAUAUACUGUAAAACUAUGGAAUGCAGCAAACAGUCGGAAAUGCAAAUUUUUUCUAAUUAAUUUUGCUUUUCUGUAACUGUAGUUUUCUUUCAGAAUAUGCCAAGAGACAGUUUUCAUAUUUCUUUCUUUCUUUCUUUCUUUCUUUCUUUUUUUUUUUUUUAAAAAAAGCUAUUAACUAAAACUAAACAGAAGACAAACAAAAUACAGUUUAGGUUUUAUUUAUUCACGGUGUAUUCACUUCAUCCUAGAGGUGUCAUGGAAUAAGAAUAAAACACAAAAAUACUCAUUGUUGCUCUCUGUGAGGUGGGUACUUCUUUUAAAUAAGUGCUGGGUGCUGAGCAACAUUUUUUUUGCCCUCUUGAUGUCCUUGUUGAGUAGCAAUCUUCUCAUCUUUUAUUUGAUGUCACAAAUUAGCCAAAUAAUUUUUUUCCCCUCCAUGCUGAACAUCACCCUUUAUAAGUCAAAAAUAAUAAAUGAAUACUGUUUGUUGGCCAGCUAUACAGCUUUGUCAACUUUUAAAUGGCACUUCCGCUCUUGUGUUUUCUGUUCCUCAGUGGAACAUGUAUCUGAAGUCAGCCACACCAGCAUUUAUCACUUUUAUUUCCCAUCAGAUUCCUUUGAUUUCAUUGACUGAUUACAAGUGUGACCUUUUGAUACUGAUAUUUAACCAUCCAAAGUGUAGCAAGUUGUCCUUUUAGUAAAAUCAGCUUAAUCACAGAGCUAAAGUAGGUAAUUGUUUUUUCACAUAUAUAAUUGAACAUGACGUACACUGUUUGAAUCAGUCGUUCUCUAUGAUAAGCACCUGUUAGAGCUCUGUCAUUGCCAAAUCAUUUCCUCUUUUGUAGUUUUUCCUUUUUGUUUCUUUUUAAAAGGUUUUUACUGUUUUCAUUUUUGCAAAAUUGAUACCAGUUGCUAAUGCCGUGUUGCCUCAUUUAGCUGUUUUUUUGUGUGUUUUCUGUACUGUUGUCUUUGCUUUAUGCCCCUCAUUUUGUUUGUGGUUUCUCAGGUUUCAUUUUUGUGUUAUCACAUUGCUAUGAACAUUUCUCCGCCGACUUGUCGUGUCUUUUGGGUGUGAGGGUUUUAUUAAAUGGUGUAAUUGUACAAAUAGGUGUAAACUUUUUAAAUGAUACUGUUUCUGUUGUUAAAAUGUGAUGUAGAUUCUUUUUUUUUUUCUUUUUUAAAAAAAUUUAAGUGAAAUCAAAUAUCCUGUGCUAAUAGUAUGUUGUUGUGUCUGUGCCGUGCACACUUUAGCCUGUUGGUGUCAACAUCUUGAUGAUUUUAUGUGUGUGUAAAAGGUUAAAGACUGGACUAUGAGCCACAUAUUUAAUAUAAACACAAAAUGUAUGUUUAUUGUAAUUGUUUCUUUAAUCGUAGUCUUGCAUAGCCAGACCUAUUUCCACAGCAGCUGGAGAAUGGUCUGGCUGCAUCUCCUUGUCUUUCUGCUGUGUUGGAAAGAAUGAUCUGACUUGUAUUUACAAAUCAAUCUUCUGCAGAGCAAAAUCACGGAUGCAGCUUCAGUAACCCCACAACACACUGACAGAGGAAUUGUUUUGUUGCAACAUUUACACGUGGUGAGAUAGUGCUGUCGGUACAAUGACUAAUUCACUUAAAGAACCAAGCGGGCCUCCCUUAUUGCACAAUCCAAACCGUCCUCCAAACAUGUCAUUUUUAGCAUGCAGGUUGUUUCUCAGAGAUUGUUGUGGUUUCCUUUUGUGAAGAGAAUUUUGAAGAUGGUUACAGUGCCUAUAAAAAGUAUUCAGUUACUUGAAAAUGUUCUUGCAUCCAUCCACUGACUUGUGCUUUUCAAUUUCCUGUUCACUGAGUUACUUGGAGUAUUCUUUUGUCUUCGUUGUGUAGUUUUAUCCAGGAGUACUGACUCACCAGUGACUGGACCUGCCAGAUACAGUUGUCUUUAUUUCCAUUUAACUAAUUGUGGGAUCUCAAGCUCCUAUUGGCUGCAUCCAUGUUGAAUUAGGUGAGUCACUUGAAGGGACAAAUAUGCCAUUUUUGCCUAACAGCCUACACUGAAUUGCAUAGAUGUACUUUCUGAAGUGCUCUGUCAAACCAUUACUGCUUUCUUUAGAAUACUGUAGAACAAAUUUCAAACCACCUUUUUCCUAGGUUUAAGGAUUUAUUAUACAAUAUAAUCAUGUAUACAGUUAUUUCUUUAUCGCAACUGCAAAUAAAUGUUUGUGAUAACAGCA